AUGCUGCAGGCGAGACCUUGGGAUAUACGAUCGAGGGUGGUGGAUGCAGGGGUAUCGGAUGAGUACACGCAGUACAUGGUGGCUCAUCCGAUUCUUUGGAUAUCAGAUCUAGCGGAGCCAAUGUCCAAUUUUGAGGAUGAUAGGGGACAAAGAUGGAGGAGGAGAGGGGGGCAAGGACCUAUGGUAGCUGGACAAGGGAGAGGAGAUGGUGGAGAUGGAGGAGGAGGGGAUGGAGUAGGAGGUGGGGAUGGGGGAGGUGUUGGAGGGGGAGAUGGGGGAAGUGGUGGAGGUGGAGGAGGUGGUGGGUUGGGCAGUCAGAUCUAG
Molecule: messenger RNA, 324 nt
Organism: Cryptomeria japonica (Japanese cedar)
Lineage: Eukaryota; Viridiplantae; Streptophyta; Pinopsida; Cupressales; Cupressaceae
Exons: 1
Coding region: 1-324 (107 amino acids)
Source: RefSeq, a predicted model, not a curated record